GGAAACUGUCACAUAUGUGAUGUGUGGCAGAUACAUACACAGCACAGAGGACUUAUUAAGCUACUGAUACGCCUGCUGAACUUCCUGGAGACCCACCAGUUAUGGAAACAGGCUCAACCACUCCUCAAUCGCUCAAUCACUCCACAACACACCCGACUAAUAACUGUGAUCUAUAUGAGCAUGAAGAUUCAGCACGUAUCUUACUGCCUGCAUUCUAUAGCCUUAUUUUCAUAAUAGGAGUGCCUGGAAAUGUACUUGCUCUCAUUGUGGUAAUUAAAAACAGGAAAAAGAUCAAUUCUACUACUCUUUACUCAACGAACCUUGUUGUGUCAGACCUUCUUUUUACUACUGCUUUGCCUGCAAGAAUCACAUACUACGCAAUGGGCUUUCAUUGGCCAUUUGGAGAAGAACUCUGCAAACUCACUGCACUCAUUUUUUACAUCAACAUUUAUGCUGCAGUGAACUUCAUGACAUGUUUGAGUAUUGAUAGGUUUGUAGCUGUGGUGCACCCACUGCGCACAAGGAUCAGAACAGUGAGAUGCGCCGCAUACAUUUGUUGUUCAGUGUGGUUUCUUGUAUUAGCUCAGACUCUCCCAUUAGUUACACUAAACAUGUCACACGAAGAAGGAAAAAGGAACACAUGCAUGGAAUAUCCAAACUUUGAAAAAAUACCGAAUCUCCCUUGGAUGCUUCUUGGCGCUUGUUUACUUGGAUACAUAAUUCCCCUUGGGAUUACAUUAGUCUGUUAUUCUAAAAUUAGUUGUAGACUUUAUCAAAAAGCAAAAAAAAACCCACUUGCAGAAAAAUCAGGAACAAACAGAAAGGCCAUCAAUACAAUUAUUUUCAUCAUUGUGGUCUUCAUUGUUUGCCUCACUCCUUAUCAUGUGGCAAUUAUCAAACAUAUGAUUAUGAAGAUUAUAUUUGGAGAUGAUAGUCUUGAAUGCAGUGUCAAACAAGUCUUCCAGAAGACACUCCACUACACUGUGUUCCUGAUGAAUUUAAACUGCUGCUUGGAUCCUUUAAUCUAUUUCUUUGCAUGCAGAGGAUACAAAAGUACAAUAAUGAAAAUCUUGAGACGUCAAGGAAGCAUAUCACUAUCAAGUGUUGCCCGAACAGCUCAUGAAGAAAGCUCCCGUGAUAUUGGCGAUGCUCACAUGUCUAAUGUUACAACAUCACUAAAUGGAAAAAGGUGAUUGAAAAGGAACAUUUGAAACAUACCUCAAUACACUUGAUUAAAAAAAAUAUUUGUAAUACCAAAAGGCAUGAACUACUCUUUUUAAAAAAGCCAGUGUUCUGAAUCUCCAAAGAGCAGGUGAGUGGCUCAUGAAGCAUCUAUAUGAGCAAUCAAAAAAAGGAAAAUCAAAUUCCUUGCUUUUUUUAAAAAAUGGAAUUGUAUAUUUUUCAAGAAAGCCGUUGCAUGUGAUGUUUUCACCACAGAGUAUAGAACAUUCAUUUCUACACAUUUCCAUUUCUGGAUCUUACAGUGAAAUCCUAAGAAGAGUUACUCCAGUCUAAGCUCUCUGAAAUCAAUGGGCUUAAACUAGAGUAACUCUGUUUAGGAUUUCAUUGUUAGUAAUGCAAGCCAGAGGGCUGAAUCACAUUAUGAACUGGUUCUCUUGACAGGAAAACAGUUGGGAAUUAAAUUGAUUUUCUUUGAAUUAUUAGAGUGCAAUACAUAUGUUCUACGACUGUUGCAAAAGCAAGCAAUAGGUACAAAAGCUGUAUCCGGAAGGAAGCAUUUAACAUUUCCUUGUUCAUAGGUGGGGAACUAUAUAAAAUUAUCACACAAUUAAGAAAAGUGAUGUUUUUUCAGGAAAAAGUGUGUCGUAAGUAGGCAGCUGUAAGUAGUUUUCAGCAAUUGAUCUGCAGCACUCAAACCAUUUAUUCCACUCCUGUUGCCUUUUCAGUCUCUAUUUCACAGAAAUUAUUAUAUAUUUUUGUUGCUAUACUGUAAAUCCAUGACAGACCAUUGGCCAAACCAAGCCUAAAUAGGAAUCCCAUUGGGCCUACAAAAUAAGUCAGCACAAUCUACUGGUAAUAUUCAACCAGUCUUCAACUCCUAUCACAUGGUAGGCAGCUAGGCAAUCAACCAUGUGACUCAGACAAUUCCCUCCCCCCUGGAAUAUUUUUCAUACUGGCAUUAAGUUGACUACAACAGCUAGACAGAGCAAGCAGAUGAAAGAGGCCAGGAGCUGGAAACAGAGUAUGACUGAGAAGGGGAAUUCUUUCACAAAUGAUAUGAUUCAGGGGAAACCACACACAUUAAUCUAAGCCUAAACCACUCCAAUUUGUUUGUUUCUUAAAGAGCAAAAUGUCAUGAUGUAUUAAGAGUAAGGAUUACCCUUUGUCAGACAAUAUUUAAACACUUUAACUUGCAGCAUUUUAAAAUGCUUUGUUCCUUUCCAUCCUAAUUAGAGGUCUAGAAAACAGACCUAAAUUAGACACGGUCCAACCCGGUUCAUGGUUCGCGAACACACAGUUUGUGGGACUCACUUUUUUCAUGAAUUUUAGUCCAUUUGGGCUGGUCUGUUGGUCCAUGAGUCCAGACAUCCUGGCACUGAUCUAUCAAUUCCCUGGACAAUGGAGGGGAUGUCUGCAGACCUUUUGCAGCUCUUAAAACCUUGAUAGGCAGCUCUGCCUACCAACCAGAGAGCUCACAUUCUGCUCUAUGGAGCAAGGAACAAGAAUGAAUUCCCUAGGCAAUGGAGGCGUGAACAUUCUGCAGCCAAUCAUAGCCCUCAAAACAGCUCGGCCUGCCAAACAGAGAGCUCCCAUUCUGCAAGGGAGGGGUGGAUGUUCUGCAGCCAAUCUUAGCCCUCAAAACCUUGAUAGGCAGCUCUGUCUGCCAACCAGAGAGCUCCCAUUCUUCUCUAUGUGAGCAAGGAGCAAGAAUUAAUUCCCUAGGCAACGGCUGGGAAGGUGUCUGUGUGAUGAGUGAGGGGGCUCUUCCACCACCCUUUUCUGUUUGAUUUUGCCUCAUUGUAACUUUUUGGUGCUGCUAGCCAAUUCAAGUCAAUUGGCAUUUGUGGCUCCAGUAUCUACUGGAAGUUUCCUGGGGGUGGCUGCUUUGGGGGUCUGUAACUCAGACAUCUGAAAUGCAAUCUUGACCAAACUUGGAGGGUGGCUGGAGGAGAGGCUGCUGAAGAUUCUCUGCAAGUUUAGGCUCUCUGGGUGUGAAGGAGGCAGAGCUAGGGCUGCCAGAAGUGAAGGACCACGGACCGAUGAACUGGUCCACAAACUGGGCUGAUCAGUGAAAAAUUCAUGGUCCAUGGUCCAUGAAAAUUGACAGACCAUGGGCCAGCUGUCUGUGGGGUUUUCCCAGUCUGUGCCCACCUCUAAUCCUAAUCCUAAUUUAUCUGAGGCACAGGUAAGGGAUUUUGCGGGGUCAAAAAUAAUUAGGGAACGAAUAAAGUUCCUGUGCGAUCAGAAAGUAUCAAAAAUGCAUGGGUGGGGAGUUUUCAUGAAAUGCAGGAUUGGUAAAUGAGAUUUAAAAAUGUUGAAUGAGACUUAUUUUUUUUAAAAUCCUCCAGAGGAACUGAAAGAGACAGAACAAAGGCUGAGGUGAAGGCUAUUACUAAGUAUUUUUUUCCAUAUCAAUAAGAUGGUAGAAAGCUUAGCACUUGGUUUUACAAGGCACCAACUUUCCAUCUUAAAAACCCAGGAGAAAUGCUGAGCAGGGCAGUGCAUGGAAUGACAUCUGGAUGGUGCAAGCUUUGGUACUGUGUUACUUUUAGAGACAAAUCACAGGAAAAUUAGCCGACAUGUUUAAUUAUGUAAAUUCUCAGCAUUGAACUGAGUAUAAACUUGGAACAGUGGCCUGAAUUCAAGCUAGAAAAAGGACAGGAGUGAAUGUUUCAACCAACUUCCAUGCGGCUUUCUGAGCUGAAAACUUUGUGGAGUUUUGCCAUGCCUUUUGCCCAUUUUUAGGGUUUGAAGCAAGAUACAAGAAGUGUUUUUAUAUGUCUGUAAAAAUCUUAUGAAUAUCUGUUUAAAGUAUAUACAAGUAAA
Molecule: messenger RNA, 4008 nt
Organism: Eublepharis macularius
Lineage: Eukaryota; Metazoa; Chordata; Lepidosauria; Squamata; Eublepharidae
Gene: GPR183
Product: G protein-coupled receptor 183
Exons: 2
Coding region: 102-1193 (363 amino acids)
Biological process (GO): G protein-coupled receptor signaling pathway
Cellular component (GO): membrane
Molecular function (GO): oxysterol binding; G protein-coupled receptor activity
Source: RefSeq, a predicted model, not a curated record